UCAGUUGUGCGUGCACCGCUGGAGUGAGACGCCGUUCCCCUUCUCGCUCUACCAUCCUGGAUGAGGAUGCCACGCCGGGGUUCACCGUGACCACGCUUCGCAUCGAGGGCCAUCGUGCAACAUGUUCUUUGAGGAUAUUCCGACCGGCUAACAUUGCGCUUGCAGUGCCCCCGUCAUCUCCGUGCUUCUGUCGUCUGCGUUACGUGAAAUGCGACCUGCUCUCGUGAUCUGCUUCGUGGGUGUUCUGGGGGGUGUUGUUGGGACGUCGAACCACGUUACGACGACGAUGGUGACCACUGUGGCGAGGACACCUUCUCCGGAGCAGUUCUGUCUGAGUCUGGGAUGCUCGUGCUCGAUUGAGCACAGUAUCACCUGCCAUCCGGACGGAGCACGAAUCAGUUCGGUGCCCCAACUGCCUUCCGAGGAACGGGCGAAAAAGAUCACAGACAUAAGCAUUGAAAAACAACAAUCCUUCAAUGAACUCAACGAGACGCAGAUUAGGAGGUAUCCAAAGCUCAAAUCCUUGACAAUUCAUCACUGUAACCUCAGGUACAUCUCAGCGAGAGCGUUCGUCCAUAACACGGAGCUGAAGAAAAUUGAUCUCAGGGACAACAAAAUAGCAAUCAUACCAUGGACUGCCAUUGAAGGCCUUGGACCACUGGAACUUUUAAUCAGCGACAACGAGUUAGCUUGCAACUGCAGCUCCAAAUGGAUACAGCUGAAGAUUGCCAAGAACAGUAGCAUCUUUGGCCCCAAUGGACAUAAACUGCGGUGUCACGGAUCGGCGGCUCUUCUUGCAAACUACCCCAUAGAGAACUGCGGUGUUCCGCAAGUGGAAGUGUCCAACACGAGCCUAUCACUUUUCGAGAACGAUUCCGUAACCGUGGAAUGCCAUGGAUGGGGCCAACCGCCACCGGUUGUGCACUGGAACACCACUCGGCUAAAAGCACCUCAUAACGUCACUAUGUUGUCAGCGGUGGGCCAACCUACUGACAGCAAUGGAACCUUACAGACCGUUGUCACAGCCCGCCUCUUCAUCGAAAAGGGUUACGCCACCGUACACGGGCAUCUUCGUUGCUACGCUGAGAACACCGCUGGCAGGUCUAAAGGAGAAGUCAAUCUUACGGUGCACGCGCCUCCGAGAAUUAUUUCGAUGAACGAAGCCAAGUUGUACAACCACUUCAUCAAAUACGAAUGGGUCGCCUUCCCUCAGGGCAACCAUACCUGGCUCGUCAACGACCAGCCGCUUCCGAAAGACAGAUACAAUGACACAACUCCAACUACAAAGGGCACAUUUCAUGAAGGUUACUUGGUGUUUUUGAAUCUCAUACAUUCGAUGUCCGGCCUGUACACUCUGAUCGUGGAGAACGAGUACGGAGUUGCCAACAGGACGAUGGAAGUUACCGUCCCUGGAGUACCUCAAAACAGCAACAGUCCUCCUUUCCCGGUUCCGCCAGGAAAGUCACGUGUGCAAGAGCGUGAACUUCCCAUUGAAAGGGAGAAUCAUCAACUACCAGUGAUCCUGACCUGCAGUAUCCUAGUAGUUCUCGUCGCUGUCAUCAGCGUGGUGGUUGCCCUGCGGUGGUGUCAGUUCCGACAAGACUAUGGCACUGAGAACAGCGCCAGUUUUCCUGCCUGGCUUCUGGACUCGCUGAAGCCCGGUGGCAGAAGAUGCUUCGAUGGAAAACGGAUCGUGGUUCGGGAACGGAUUCCGCUUAACAUGAAUAAAAUGGUCGAGAACCCAAACUAUCCAAACUACUUUCAAGAUACUGUCAAGACUGGGAAAUCGACUGUACGUCAUAUAGCGCGGGAGAAAAUCAGCUUCAUUCAGACGCUAGGAGAAGGAGCCUUCGGUCGCGUCUUCUUGGGAACUGUGGACUACCUGACGCCAGACGAACCUACGACGCUGGUCGCCGUUAAGACGUUGAAGAACAUGAGUUCGGACGAAAAUCGCCUAGACUUCGACCACGAAGCGGAGCUCCUCACCAACCUGCAGCACCCAAACAUUGUCAAGUUCUACGGCAUCUCCACGGAUGGCGACCCGCUUAUGAUCCUCUUUGAAUACAUGGAGUACGGAGACCUGAAUAACUUCCUCAGGGACAGAGGGCCAGACCGCUGCGUAUUAGAUACCAGAAACAAACCAGCGCCACCUCUGAUCCUAGCGGACCUCCUCAAAAUCUCGACGCAGGUGGCAGCAGGCAUGGAAUACUUAGCUUCGCAGCAUUUCGUCCAUCGUGACCUCGCCACUCGCAACUGCCUAGUCGGUGACAUGCUGGUUGUCAAGAUCGGCGAUUUCGGCAUGUCGCGAGACAUCUAUAGUUCAGACUACUACAGGGUUGGGAGACACACAAUGCUUCCCAUUCGAUGGAUGCCUCCUGAAAGCAUCUUGUACAGAAAAUUUACGGUCGAGUCAGACGUCUGGAGCUUCGGAGUCGUCCUCUGGGAGAUCUUCGCUUUCGGAAAGCAGCCGUGGUACGAGCUUUCCAAUCACGAGGUUAUUCAGCAAGUAACCAGCGGCAAGCUACUCAGCAAGCCUGAGGAAUGUCCCGACGAGAUAUACCAGAUCAUGCUUACUUGUUGGGAUUCCCAGCCACAAGACAGAGCAACUAUCAGUGCAUUACGGUCACAGCUUGAACGCUACUGUAUGGUGGAGUCGGAGUAUAUGCCGAUUAUCGAGUGAGGUUCUGAAACGCACCGACCAGAUAGUGAUGAGUUGUGCUUACCAAAGAUAAACAUUUUGGACUCCUCCUGGAAAAGUCAUGCCAGAAGCGGAGCCAAGUCAAGCCAAAGUCUCUGAGGCAGGACAAUGUGGUUUUCAAUGGUGCUUUAUCUAUGUGUUCAUUGUACCGUCGCACAAAGACCUACUGUGAGUGCAGUCUGUUAGUGUAUCUCGCUGUGAACUAAUAUCGUUUCCAUGAACACUCUGUGCAAGGAGGAGUAAGUCAUGGAGUAAAGCCGUGACAGUACUGAACAAAACAAAUUUAAGGGACCUCCCUCUGUCGGAGGGCUCCGCGAGGUUCUGAGCCCUGAGUUUGCCAAUGUAAAACUUACUUUGGUGACAUUUAAUGUGAUUGAAUUAAAUUUGUUAAAUCAUUAAUUAAAAUUUAAAGUAAUUACGUUGAUGUAACUAAGCUAAUUUUUAGAAUGAUUAACUAAUACUUUUUUGACGUUAGUAACCGAAACCGUAACGCCAAUCGUCUCACGAAAUUUCUUAAGCCACACGAGUGAUGUUACGCGAAAAAAAAAAAAAGAAUAUUAUAAAAUCAAUACGAAGUUAUUAAUUCAGGAAAUUAUUUUCGGGUAUCAUUGAAAUGUCUCAGCCUGAAACGGUAUUACUCCAUCUUUAGUCCUGCCUGCUUGGUGCAACACCCGCGAGUUGUUUCUCAUACAUAGUUUUCGCUGUUGCUUCUGCACUACAACUAUUCAUCCGUUCCUCUCAUCAUUUAAUCAUACUUUGCGCGCGCUGUUUCAAUAGCGUGUGUGCGUCUAACAACAACAACAACAACAACAUAGAUGAAUGGAUGAUAAUGAUGAUGUGGGAUGUUUCCCUGCGUUGUGUGCGUCCAAACUGCAUCAGAUGUUAUUAUUUUUUUAAAUACAGUACCAGCAUCGAG
Molecule: messenger RNA, 3614 nt
Organism: Ornithodoros turicata
Lineage: Eukaryota; Metazoa; Arthropoda; Arachnida; Ixodida; Argasidae
Product: high affinity nerve growth factor receptor-like
Exons: 14
Coding region: 209-2680 (823 amino acids)
Biological process (GO): cellular response to nerve growth factor stimulus; multicellular organism development; positive regulation of neuron projection development
Cellular component (GO): plasma membrane; signaling receptor complex; axon
Molecular function (GO): transmembrane receptor protein tyrosine kinase activity; neurotrophin binding; neurotrophin receptor activity
Source: RefSeq, a predicted model, not a curated record